Ceratitis capitata (Mediterranean fruit fly) is the source of this 4062-nucleotide messenger RNA. It is a transcript of the gene GABA-B-R2, whose product is annotated as gamma-aminobutyric acid type B receptor subunit 2. The transcript is spliced from 16 exons. Gene Ontology annotation, molecular function: G protein-coupled GABA receptor activity. Gene Ontology annotation, cellular component: membrane; G protein-coupled receptor heterodimeric complex. The record is from RefSeq and is a predicted model, not a curated record. Gene Ontology annotation, biological process: G protein-coupled receptor signaling pathway; gamma-aminobutyric acid signaling pathway. NCBI's taxonomy places the organism in Eukaryota, Metazoa, Arthropoda, Insecta, Diptera, Tephritidae. The coding region runs from base 181 to 3855 and encodes 1224 amino acids.
UAGAACGUCACGCAAUAACGUUUUAUAAAUAUUAAAAUACACUUUCAAGUAUUAUCAAAAACUUUUAAAAUGUGAUCAAAUAAUAUUCUAGUUAGCAUGCAUAUUUAAAAGUCGUUAGAAACUACAAAUCGGUUGAGAAAGAACAAUAUCUAGAUUUUCCAAACUUCAAGGAUUUCAAAUAUGGUAUUGGCGAGUCGAAUAUUGUACGUCUGUGUGUGUCUCUUUGGUCUAAUGUACUGCUGCAGAGGAAGAACGGCAAAACGUUCUGAUGUUUACAUUGCUGGUUUCUUUCCUUACGGUGAUGGAGUUGAAAAUUCCAAUACAGGAAGGGGUGUGAUGCCUAGCGUUAAAUUGGCACUUUCUCACGUGAAUGAGCAUCCGACCAUUUUGACUAACUAUCGACUGCAUAUGUGGUGGAACGAUACGGAGUGCAAUGCCGCAGUCGGUGUAAAAUCAUUUUUCGACAUGAUGCACUCAGGCCCAAAUAAGUUGAUGUUAUUUGGCGCCGCAUGUACGCACGUUACAGAUCCGAUAGCUAAGGCCAGUAAGCAUUGGCACCUUACACAACUGUCAUAUGCCGAUACACAUCCCAUGUUUACGAAGGAUGCAUUUCCAAAUUUCUUUCGCGUUGUACCAUCGGAAAAUGCAUUUAACGCGCCACGUCUGGCCUUAUUGAAAGAGUUCAAUUGGACGCGCGUCGGCACUUUGUACCAAAAUGAGCCACGAUACUCUUUGCCACAUAAUCACAUGGUCGCUGAUUUGGACUCGAUGCAGCUGGAAGUUGUUGAAACGCAAAGCUUCGUUAAUGAUGUAAAUGAACCACUGAAAAAAUUACGAGAAAAAGACGUCCGCAUUAUUCUUGGUAAUUUUAAUGAGCAAUACGCCCGCAAAGUAUUUUGUGAAGCAUACAGAUUGGAAAUGUAUGGUCGUGCCUAUCAGUGGCUUAUAAUGGCCACCUAUUCAACUGAGUGGUGGAAUGCGACACUCGACACUGAUUGCACGGUAGAGGAGAUUUCGACUGCUUUAGAGGGUACAAUACUCGUUGAUUUGUUGCCUUUAUCUACGAGUGGUGACAUAACCAUUGCUGGAAUAACUGCCGAUGAGUAUCUUUCGGAAUAUGAUAGCUUGCGAGGCACCGAAUACUCCCGGUUUCAUGGCUACACAUAUGAUGGAAUAUGGGCUGCUGCACUCGCUAUUCAAUAUGUUGCACAAAAGCGAGAAGACUUUCUUACACAUUUUGAUUAUCGUGUAAAGGAUUGGGAGCUUGUGUUUUUAGAAGCACUGAGGAAUACCUCAUUCGAAGGAGUUACGGGUCCUGUGCGAUUUUACAACAACGAACGUAAAGCCAACAUUCUUAUUACUCAGUUUCAACUGGGACAGGCAGAAAAAAUUGGGGAGUAUCAUUCACAAUUGAGUCAUUUGGAUUUAACUCUAGGAAAGCCAGUGAGAUGGGUCGGAAGAACUCCACCAAAGGACCGUACUUUAAUAUACAUUGAGCACAGCCAGGUUAAUUUAACCAUUUACAUUGUAUCCGCUAGUGCAUCUGUGGUUGGCAUCAUUGUAGCCUGUGUUUUCUUAGCGUUCAAUAUAAAAUACCGUAAUCAAAGAUAUAUAAAAAUGUCCAGUCCCCACCUUAAUAACCUGAUUAUAAUCGGAUGUAUGCUCACAUAUAUGAGUGUUAUAUUUUUGGGUUUGGACACUACAUUGAGCAGUGUGGCGGCUUUUCCUUACAUAUGUACAGCACGAGCUUGGAUAUUAAUGGCAGGAUUCAGUUUAGCAUUUGGAGCGAUGUUUUCUAAAACUUGGCGUGUACAUUCCAUUUUCACUGAUCUAAAGCUAAACAAGAAAGUUAUAAAAGACUAUCAAUUGUUUAUGGUAGUGGGCAUAUUAUUGGCAAUUGACAUUGCCAUUAUAUCGACUUGGCAAAUAGCUGAUCCUUUUUAUCGAGAUACGAAGCAGUUGGAACCCAGGCAUCAUGAGUCAAUGGACGAUAUUUUGGUCAUACCUGAAAAUGAAUACUGCCAAUCAGAGCAUAUGACGAUAUUUGUUAGUAUAAUUUAUGCUUAUAAAGGACUACUUUUGGUAUUUGGUGCCUUUCUUGCCUGGGAGACACGUCAUGUUUCUAUACCGGCUUUGAACGAUUCGAAACACAUUGGAUUCUCUGUUUACAAUGUCUUCAUCACUUGUAUUGCUGGCGCUGCUAUAUCUUUGGUGCUCUCCGAUCGCAAGGAUUUAGUUUUUGUCUUACUCUCGUUUUUUAUAAUUUUUUGUACGACAGCAACUUUAUGUUUGGUGUUCGUACCGAAAGUAAGACUGGUAUUAGUUGAACUAAAGCGCAAUCCUCAAGGUGUUGUUGAUAAGCGUGUACGCGCUACCUUGCGACCGAUGUCAAAGAAUCGUCGUGAUUCUUCAGUGUGUGAGUUGGAGCAACGUCUACGUGAUGUGAAAAACACAAAUUGUCGUUUUCGAAAAAUUCUUAUGGAAAAAGAAAAUGAACUGCAAGGACUCAUACGAAAAUUGGGUCCUGAGGCUCGCAAGUGGAUUGAUGGUGUCACAUGUACUGGUAAUAUAGGUACGGAGUCUGAACCAAUACUCAAUGAUACAUCUAGAUUGUCAGCGCCCCCAGUUCGACGUGAAAUGCCCAGCACGACAGAAGUCACCGAGUUGACAUCGGUGGAUAGCGUGACCUCUACACAUGUAGAAUUGGACAGUUCCAUGGUGUCUGUGCAGUCAACUACAAUCGCGCCAUCUUUACCACCUAAAAAGAAAUCCAUUAAACCCGCUAAUCAAAUUCAGGAUGGGAUGGUGCAUGUUGCUGGUGCCAUGGCUGGGGUACAACCACUACAGAAACAAACUCAAAUUCCAUCAAUGCAACCGAUACAGCAACAGUUGCAACAACAACUGCAACAGCAAAAGCCACCAUUGCAAGCAAUCAAACAUGAUGACCUUAAUUACCGGCGGCCAACGGUAGAAAAACGCAACUCUGUUUCAGCACAAACCGAUCCGAUUCCCGGUCUGAAGAAGCAGGAUUGCAACAACGUAAAGCGUUGCGAAGACUCACAGCUGCGAGAUCGUCGGCAAUCGGUGGCGUCCAAGCACCACGACAAUGGCAGUCAAACACCUACAGCCUAUCCGAAGAAUGCACACAACCAUAGGAACUCGUCAACGAAUAUUUCUACUUCAAAUAAUGAUCUAAACAGCAUGUGCCCUCAUGUCCCCCAUACGAAAAGCAAUAACAUAGUUAAAACACCAACAACAUCGGACGGCCGGAGAGGAAUCAAUGCAAUGAAAUCUAACUUUGUGGUAUCCCAAAGUGAUUUAUGGGACACCCAUACACUUUCCCAUGCCAAGCAACAUUCUCGUCAAUCACCACGUAACUACGCAAGCCCCCAACGGUGCUCAGAACAUAGUCAUAUAAUUCCUUAUAACCAAAGUACAUCACCCAUUCAACGAUCGGUUUCGGAAAAGAAUCGCAAUAAACAUCGGCAUAAACCACAGAAAGGGACUGUAUGUCAAAGCGAGACUGACAGCGAACGUGAACGCGAGCCAACGCCUCCAAGUACGCAGUGCAUUCAACAGCGGAAGCUAAACAAAAUGAGCAGCAUACAAUAUGCUGCACAUCAUCACUCGUCGCCGAAUGUAGCACCAGAAAAGCAACGUAAGCAUCGAAAUAAAAAUGAGUCCUCAAUUUAUGGUGCAAGUUCCGAGACCGAAUUGCUGGAUGGUGAAACGGCAAUAUUGCCUAUAUUCCGAAAAUUGCUCACUGAAAAGAGUCCCAAUUACCGUGGUCGAAACGUUGUGGGACAGAGUUGUCCAAACAUAUCCAUUAAAUGCGAUAUUGUAGAAUACCUAUAGAGUAAAUUGGUUUUACUAACCGAAACAGAUUUUCAAUGAAAAGCCCCCCUUAAUAAAUACAAUUUGACCCGGCUGAGUCCAAGUAAAUAAGAGUGGGUUUUUAAAAAAUUUCACAAGAAACUAAACAUACCAUAAAUAUAUAGCUUCUAUGUUUAAUAGUAAUAUUAAAUUAAAGCAAACUUACAUUUAACCUUUUAAUCAAAUAAA